AGGCACGGCGGCGCAGACGUAGCGCGUCACGGGCGGCCGGGAGGCAAUCGGGGUUUCAGCUGCCGUAUCCUCGCGUCUCUCGCUCGGACCCCGGCGUCGGAAGCUGCUCUCGGGGCAUGAGCUGAGGGCACAGCUCCGAGACUUGCAGUAUUUCGUAGAGAUUGAUGGAAGCAGAAACCAAAACCCUUCCCCUGGAGAACGCAUCCAUCCUUUCAGAGGGCUCUCUACAGGAAGGACACCGAUUAUGGAUUGGCAACCUGGACCCCAAAAUCACAGAAUACCACCUCCUCAAGCUCCUCCAGAAGUUUGGCAAGGUGAAGCAAUUUGACUUCCUCUUCCACAAGUCGGGGGCUUUGGAGGGCCAGCCCCGAGGGUACUGUUUUGUUAACUUUGAAACUAAGCAGGAAGCAGAACAAGCCAUCCAGUGUCUUAAUGGCAAGCUGGCACUGUCGAAGAAGCUGGUGGUACGAUGGGCCCACGCUCAAGUCAAGAGAUAUGAUCAUAACAAGAAUGAUAAGAUCCUUCCCAUCAGUCUUGAGCCAUCCUCAAGCACUGAACCCACUCAGUCUAACCUCAGUGUCACUGCAAAGAUAAAAGCCAUUGAAGCGAAGCUGAAAAUGAUGGCAGAGAAUCCUGAUGCAGAGUACCCAGCAGCACCUGUUUAUUCGUACUUUAAACCACCAGACAAGAAAAGGACUACUCCUUACUGCAGAACAGCCUGGAAGUCUCGGAGAUGAUGGCAACUUUCCAGAGCAGCAAAAGCGAGUGGGCUCCACAUUUGAAGCCCUCCUCCAUUGUACUUGUAGAUGUGAAUGGUACUGCCAACAGCACAGUCACAUGUUAGAGCUGCUAACAUAGUGUUUGGUAUUCAUAUGGAUGUGUCUUCCCUGAACUCUGUGGAACUGAGCAUCAUCCAGAAUAAAUAGGAAUGUGUCCAAACCGAUUUGAACACUGA
Molecule: messenger RNA, 955 nt
Organism: Arvicola amphibius (Eurasian water vole)
Lineage: Eukaryota; Metazoa; Chordata; Mammalia; Rodentia; Cricetidae
Gene: Rbm18
Product: RNA binding motif protein 18
Exons: 6
Coding region: 165-737 (190 amino acids)
Molecular function (GO): RNA binding
Source: RefSeq, a predicted model, not a curated record